This is a messenger RNA of Egretta garzetta (little egret), 1973 nucleotides long. Its product is annotated as B9 domain-containing protein 1. Lineage: Eukaryota; Metazoa; Chordata; Aves; Pelecaniformes; Ardeidae. The coding region runs from base 1 to 612 and encodes 203 amino acids. Gene Ontology annotation, biological process: cilium assembly. The record is from RefSeq and is a predicted model, not a curated record. The transcript has 6 exons. Gene Ontology annotation, cellular component: MKS complex.
AUGUUACCUCUGCCCAACCUGGACCCACUCAGUGCAAAGCCCCUCUCUCUCCCCCAGUUCCCCGGAUUUGACGACCUCUACUGCAAGUUCUGCUUCGUCUACGGCCAAGACUGGGUUCCCACAGCAGGCCUGGAGGAGGGCAUUUCCCAGAUCACCUCCAAGAGCGAUGUCGCUCCCACCACGCUCGUCUGGAACUUCCCCAUCGACAUUACCUUCAAGAGCACCAACCCGUCCGGCUGGCCGCAGAUUGUAGUGAGCGUCUACGGACCUGACUUUUUUGGAAACGAUGUGGUCCGAGGUUAUGGAGCUGUUCACGUUCCCUUCACGCCCGGAAGGCAUACGAGAACCAUCGCUAUGUUUGUUCCAGAGUCCACAUCUAGGCUGCAGAAGUUUACUAGCUGGUUCACAGGGAGACGUCCGGAAUUUACUGACCCCAAAGUGGUAGCACAGGGAGAAGGACGAGAAGUAACGAGGGUACGAUCUCAAGGCUUUGUGACCAUUUCCUUCAACGUAGUGACCAAAGAUAUGAAGAAGCUGGGCUAUGACGUGAGCCCAAGCGACAUGCAGAACCCUUCUCUGGUGCCCGUUAUGGAAGGGAUUCCCAAGUACUGAACUCGGGUGCGAGAUGCUUCAACGGCUCACAGAGAAGUUUAAGCGCUUGGGGGCUUUUUGUGGCAAAGGGAAACGAGUUUCUGACUAAACUGAGAAAAUCUCACUAGAGACCAUUAUUCCAAAAGAAACACAAGCCCAUGAGGCUUUGGAAUAAUUACCUGAGUAUAAUCCUUUCAGUAAGCAUCCAGGUGGAAGUAUUAUGUAAAUUAAUGUCAUCAGAUAACUUUAGCAUUUUUAUGAGUAGUAGCAGACUCAAAAUAAGACCUGUAACAAAGUAGGUUUUAUACCAGCCUUUUGUACACGCUUUGUAUACUUAAAGGAUAGGAAAGUUUAGAGUUGCAGCGGUUUUCCUGUGUUUAAAACAUCCUUGCAAACCCAGUUCUUUUUACUGGUGUUUUUUGGGGUAGAAAUGGGAAAUCAAAGUUAUUGCACCUCCCAAAAAGGAGGGGACAUGGAAACGCUCCAGUGAAAGGCACACACACUUCUCUGUGCCAUGUGCUUCCCUCCGCAAAAGCAACAGCAGCUUCCUUUAUAACCCCACGUAGCCCUUUGGAGUUUGUGCACCCAGUUAGGAUAGCUCGUGCACUGUAGGAACGAACCUUUCCACCUCUUUCAGUGAAGCAACCCAGGCGUUUGCAUUUAGGACAAGAUGAUGCCUCUUCCAUUUGCACAUUUAAUUUCUGCAUCAAGCUUCAGGAAGAAAAAAAAAUAAGGAUGGACAGCGGUUUGUUUUAGAGGAGCUGGAGAGCCCGCGGAGUUAAACGUACCCGUAUUGCACUUAACUUCUGCUAGAACAAAUUGCAUUUUCAGUGCAGAUAUCGACUAAGAAAUAAUAAACUUUAGAGAAGGCUCUGCAAAGAAAGUAGAGUCUCGGUAAGCCAGCAACACGUGCAGCCAGAAGCAGCGUUCAGCUCCACGUGAGGCAGCAGAGGCGCGGGGCAGCGGCAGGGCCUUCUCCUCCCGUCAGCAGGUCCCUCCAGCCAGCGCAUCGUGCCGACAGCGUACCGUGGCUUUCCUCAGCCACUGUCCUUACCGAAAGAAAGGCCGUCAAAAAGCAACAGAGCCACGUUCGACACUGCUCGACUCGGGUUUUCUUCCCCGUCGUGUAACCCCGGAGGAGGAUCGGAACGGUGUUGGCUGCGACUCGUGUGUGAGCGGAGCUGCAAAGCUGAAGCGCUGGCCUCGGUCCGGAGAGCGAGCUUCUCCUCCUCAGCCAUACCACAGCCUCUCACCAAACCCCCCCGAGCUAGCGCUAGCGCUCUUCAUCUAGGCUGAAUAAACCCAAUUGUCUAAAUAUAUUUGUUUGUCUUCUACUGCUAGGGUUUCUGUUUGUGCCAGAACGGAUGUUUCCAAGCCCUAAA